AUGUCUGAGAAUGUUGGUUCAGGGAUAGGGUCUUCGCUUCCUAGUAUUCCUAGACCUACACCUGCUACUAUAAGCGGAGGGAUUUACAGAUUCAAGCAUCAUCUUGCCGGUACUAAAGAGGAUUCAGAGCCUUGUGCUUCAGUACCUGAAGAAGUGAAGGCUGUGAUGUUGAAAGUCUGUGUGGAGGCUAAAGAAGCAUCAUUGAAGAAGAGAAGAUUUGGUGAUGAUGAGGAUUAUCCUGAACAAACAGAAAAGGAAAAGGACAAUUCUCAACAAAAGGGGAAAGAUAUUCGCAACUUUGUCACAAAAGGAAAAGGGGCUCAAGUUCAAUCAACAAUAAAUCAAAUGAUGAAGAAGGAUCUAAAAUAUGGAAUUGGCUAUAAACCUCCUUCUUACCAUGAGUUAAAAGAAACCCAAUUAAAGAAAGCAGUGAACAAUGUUGAUGAAAUGCUUACUGAAUUUAAAGCAGAGUGGAAGAGAACUGGUUGUUCAAUCAUGUCGGAUGGAUGGACUGAUAAAAAAAGGCGUAGUAUUUGUAAUUUUUUGGUGAACAGCCCUAAAGGAACAGUUUUUCUUUAUUCAUUGGACACUUCUGACAUCUCGAAAACAACGGAUAAAGUUGUCAAAAUGCUAGAAGAUGCCGUAGAAUUUCUUGGUAAAGAGAAUGUAGUCCAAAUUGUUACAGAUAAUGCUGCUAAUUAUAAGGCUGCUGGAGAAAGAAUGAUGGAGACUAGAAAAAGUUUGUAUUGGACACCAUGUGCUGCACACUGCAUAGAUUUGAUAUUGGAGGAUUUUGAAAAGAAGCUAAAGGUGCAUGAAACAACCAUAAAAAAGGGAAGAAAAAUCACCACUUUUAUCUACUCUCGGAGUAUGCUCAUUAGCAUGUUGAGGAAUUUUACAAAGGGAAAGGACUUGGUUCGGCCAGGUGCCACAAGAUUCGCCACUGCGUAUUUGACUCUCACUUGUCUUCAUGAUAAUAAAGGACCGUUGAUGACUAUGUUUACUUCUGCUGAUUGGAAGACAACUAAGGUUGCAUCAACGCCUGAAGGAAUAAGAGUUCAAAACAUGGCCUUGGAUAGUAGGCUAUGGAAGAAUAUUGUCAUAUGCCUCAAGGCUGCUGCUCCUCUCAUUACAGUCCUUCGCUUGGUUGAUUCAGAUGAAAAACCAGCCAUGGGUUUCAUCUUUGAAGGCAUGAGAAACGCCAAAGAAACAAUCAAGACUAACUUCGGUUGUGUUAAAAAGAGUUAUGAACCUAUAUGGAAAAUUAUUGAUGGAAGGUGGGAAAGUCAAUUGCAUAGACCAUUGCAUGCAGCUGUGUAUUAUCUUAAUCCUCAUUAUCACUAUGAACCAAAUUUCAUGGUUGAUGAUGCUGACAUUAAGAUUGGUCUAUAUAGUUGUUUGAAAAAACUGGUUCCUAACCAGGAAGAAAGGAAAAAGGUUGGUCUACAGCUUCCUGACUUUCAUUAUGCUAGAGGCCUCUUUGGUAAUGAAACUGCAAAGAGUAGUAGGAAGACCAUGCUACCUGCUGAGUGGUGGGACUUCUAUGGAGAUAGUUGUCCAGAACUAAAGAAGUUUUCUAUCCGAGUUCUAAGCUUAACUUGUAGUUCAUCUGGUUGUGAGCGUAAUUGGAGUGCAUUUGAAAUGGUUCAUACAAAGAGAAGAAAUCGGUUGCAUCAAAAGAAAAUGAAUGAUCUAGUGUAUGUGAUGUAUAAUUUGAAGUUAAAGGGCAAGCAAAUUAGAAAAACUCCAGAACUUGAAUUUGAUGCAGUGCAUUCUGAUGAUGAGUGGAUAACUGAGGAUGUUAAUGAAAAUAUUGCUGAAAGUGUUGAGCAUUCUCACUUGCCAAUGAAUGACAAUACUAAUGAUGAUCCAAAUAGUAAUGAAUUUGCUAUUCCAGGUAUGAAUAGUAAUGAAUUCAACAUGGGUGAGGGAGGUGAGAAUGAGUUUAUUGGGGAUCCACAACAAAAUUUAAUAGAGGAAGAAGAUGAACAUGUGAAUGAUGAUGAAGAUUUUGUUGGCCGUGUUGAACCUGAGGCUGAAAGAAAUGAUGUUUCUGAUGAAGAUGGUGAAGAUGAUGAUGUAAACUCGUACGAGUCUACGAGUCGAGUCUACGAGUCGAGUCUAGGUCAGCUCCACGAGUUUACCUAG
This is a messenger RNA of Arachis stenosperma, 2148 nucleotides long. RefSeq lists its product as uncharacterized. The transcript has 6 exons. The coding region runs from base 1 to 2148 and encodes 715 amino acids. The record is from RefSeq and is a predicted model, not a curated record. NCBI's taxonomy places the organism in Eukaryota, Viridiplantae, Streptophyta, Magnoliopsida, Fabales, Fabaceae. Gene Ontology annotation, molecular function: protein dimerization activity.